Molecule: messenger RNA, 724 nt
Organism: Drosophila yakuba
Lineage: Eukaryota; Metazoa; Arthropoda; Insecta; Diptera; Drosophilidae
Gene: DJ-1alpha
Product: protein DJ-1alpha
Exons: 3
Coding region: 1-654 (217 amino acids)
Biological process (GO): guanine deglycation, glyoxal removal; protein deglycation, glyoxal removal
Cellular component (GO): cytosol; nucleus
Molecular function (GO): protein deglycase activity
Source: RefSeq, a predicted model, not a curated record
AUGAUUUCCCUUCUGAGAAAGUCAUUCCCAAAUGCCAUCACCCAAACCAAUCGCGUAGUCAGGUGCAAAUCCAAGCAGGACAAGUGCGCCAGGAACGCCUUGAUCAUCCUGGCCCCGGGAGCUGAGGAGAUGGAGUUCACCAUAUCCGCCGAUGUGCUGCGAAGAGCAAAGAUCAAUGUUACAGUGGCGGGUUUGCACGGUUGUGAGCCAGUCAAGUGCUCCCGGUCUGUGGUCAUCGUGCCGGACACUUCGCUGGAGCACGUCGUGACCAGGGGCGACUACGAUGUGCUGGUCCUGCCCGGAGGAUUGGCCGGCAACAAGGCGUUGAUGAACUCGUCCGCCGUUGGCGAAGUGCUGCGUUGCCAGGACUCCAAGGGCGGCCUGAUUGCCGCCAUCUGUGCCUCUCCCACUGCGCUAGCCAAGCACGGAAUCGGCAGGGGAAAGUCCGUUACCUCGCAUCCGGAUAUGAGGCCGCAGCUGAUGGAACUUUAUUGUUACAUAGACGACAAGACUGUGGUGCAGGAUGGUAACCUUAUCACCAGUCGUGGUCCUGGAACCACUUUUGACUUCGCCUUGAAGAUUACCGAGCAACUGGUUGGAGUUGAGGUUGCCAAGGAGGUGGCCAAGGCGAUGCUCUGGCCAUACAAACCAUGAGGGAGCUGGAGGAUAGCUGAUCCCAUAUACAUAUAUUUCAUAGAAAUAAAAAUUUGUAGUUUUAAAAAUA